Messenger RNA from Linum tenue, 528 nucleotides. NCBI's taxonomy places the organism in Eukaryota, Viridiplantae, Streptophyta, Magnoliopsida, Malpighiales, Linaceae. The record is from the annotation of a GenBank genome assembly.
AUGGUGACGAGGAGAUUCAAUCUAGUGUAUGGCGGUGGGAGCAUUGGGUUAAUGGGCGUUGUCUCGCAAAUUGUGCACCAAGGAGGAUGUAACGUUCUCGGGUUGAACAAAUAUAUUUAUGGGUUGACACAGAUUAUCGGUACUACGACUGGCCAUGUGAAGCCUGUAAUCGACAUGCAUCAAAGAAAGACAAAAAUGAUGCGUGAGUCUGAUUGUUUUAUAGCUCUUCCAGGUGGUUAUGGAACGCUGGAAGAGUUAUUUGAAGUUAUAAGUUGGGCACAACUUGGAGUCCAUGUCAAGCCGUUUUUUUCUAUGUUUUCCAUCACAAAAAAAAAAAAAAUUAUGCAGGUGGGUUUGCUUAAUGUUAAUGGUUACUACAAUCAUCUUCUGUCAAUGAUCGACAAAGCUGUACAAGAUGAGUUCAUCAAACCCUUUGACCGUAAUAUAUUGGUUACGGCAUCCACUGUGAAAGAGCUGAUUAAUAAACUUGAAGUAAGUGACUCUGUUUGUUUGAUGAAACUUUCAUGA